Molecule: messenger RNA, 2164 nt
Organism: Haliotis rubra (blacklip abalone)
Lineage: Eukaryota; Metazoa; Mollusca; Gastropoda; Lepetellida; Haliotidae
Product: RNA transcription, translation and transport factor protein-like
Exons: 8
Coding region: 105-848 (247 amino acids)
Biological process (GO): tRNA splicing, via endonucleolytic cleavage and ligation
Cellular component (GO): tRNA-splicing ligase complex
Molecular function (GO): RNA binding
Source: RefSeq, a predicted model, not a curated record
UUAACUCAGCGCCACCUGGCCUAACGUGGACGAAGAGUGGCAGUUCUCGAAUCGUAGCGUUGUGAAAUAACUUACGAAUACUUCGUAAUUUUAUAUGGUUACAGAUGUUCAGGCGAAAGUUGCAUGCCCUUGACUGCCAGAGUGCUGAUAAAUUCAACGUAAACGAUGAAAAUGAGUUCCGUAACAUGAUAUUGUGGCUGGAGGACCAGAAAAUCCGUCACUACAAGAUUGAGGACCGAGGUUCUCUAAGGAAUAUACACAGUCCAGAUUGGGAAAAAGCCUUUGAAAAUUACCUGAAAGAGUUGAACUGCCCCUACAAGUGUGGUGAGAAUGGUGCGGUAAUAGAUUGGCUCCUUGGGUUUGCCGUAAGACUGGAAUAUGGUGAUAAUGCUGAAAAAUACCGAAGUGUGACCCCAGAGAGUGUCCAGAUGAGCCGUACUGGUGUGGCAGGAUCGUCCAGCAAUCCCCUGGACAGUCUCAACUUUGAUGAUCCGGACUUUAAAGCAGGAGUUGCUUCCCUUGCUCUGAUGAUGCAGGUUCCUCCACACAGUGACCAUUUGGAGCAACUGAAGGCAAUCUGUCUACUGGUGAAAGAGCGGUUGUCUAAGAGCAGCUUAGAGGCUGCAGAAAGCCCUAAUAGCAAGAAUGAAUUAAUACCAUUGGAUAAAACUGAGCUUGGAUUCGAGGCAGGAGAUUACAUCAUGACUGAAGCGGCCAAGAUUCUACGACUUAUGCAUAUCAAGGAUCUGCGUGACUUACAGACUCAGAUUAACUCGGCCAUUGUUGCUGUUCAAGCUAUCACAGCAAAUCCGAAAACAGACAGUCGGUUAGGAAAAGUAGGACGCUAACAACAGUAGGUUUUCUCUACACAAGUGUGGAUCAUUGUGGAUGCGGACUCAAAGCAACAGUUUGAUGCAUGGCGCUUACAUUUCACUGAACAAUAGAUGCGUUGACAUAUUGAUAAUCCAGGCAUAAAAUAGGAAAUGGUGAGAUAAUGGCUUCCUGUGAUCAUUUCAUUAAUAUGGGCAGUUAGCAGUUUACAUAUAUUAAAGAUAUAUUGCCCCAGUUGCCAUUGGGCUUAAAUAGGUAAACACAUUUCUGGUUAGAAUUACCAAAAACUUCAUGAGGAAGAAUAUUGUGACUCAUGAUAAUGAUAUCUGAGUUAACAGCUGAAAGUUUGGAAGGAGUUAAUAGACAUACUAUGCUGCUGCCACCUCCACUCCUGCAAGGUAGUUUGGGGGCGUUUGGGCUGUACCAGCUGUGAAUGAUUCUCUUCAACCUAGACAGGGUCCGAGUCCAGAAAGCAUUUGAAGCGUGAAGGUGAUUGCACAUACUGAAGCACUACAGCGGUCAUAAGUCUGCUGCUGUCUGGACAGUUCCCAGGCAACCAUAUAUUGGUGAAAUGAUCUUGCACUAAUUAAAAAGCAUUUUCUUACAAUUUCUGACCCAAUUUGUGUUCAUUGGGCUUCAUUUCCCCUUAGGUAGUUUGUACACCCAUUGGUGGCAGCCUUGUAGUUGUAGUGGCCUGGACACUGCUUCAGUUAAAAACUCUUCUCACUCAUUCCUUUUAUUAAGUUUGAUCUCUAAAAUCUGUAUUGUAGCUGUGCAGAAUCGCAACGAAUGGAUUAAUGGGAAAUGCAUGCAAGGAUUUAUUUAUAAUGUCAUCUGAAGUGAAAUGAUCACUGACCAUUUGGUAUUUAACAUUCGUCUGAACAUAGUUUUUCCAACAUUUUCAGCAGGCGAUUGAAAGGAUACAAAAGGAUUAAUUGCUUUGAUUAAGAAGCACUUUAGGCUUCAACAACUACUGUCUCAUCAAACUGCUCUCUAAGUUUCUGAUACUUGCAUUGCAUAUACUGGCUUGCAAACUAUAUGGGGACAAAAAGCCAUAUUUGACUUAAUAUUUUGUGGAAGUCUUGAGCAUUUAGAAAAAGAAAUGUUGCUGGUAUUACAUUGUUCGGGAAUUUAAGUGUUGUGUUUGUUGCAGCCUUCAGAAGAUACAUGAAAUGUUUUCAGCAACAUAAGAUGUGUCACAUAAGAUGUUGAUGUUACUGUUACAAUUGAUGAUUGUCUUGUCUGUUGCACCAGUGUCCCAGUAUGUAAUAUAUGUACAUACAGUGUAUGAAUAUCUGUAAACCUGACGGCAUUAAAGUGCUAUGUAUUUCUU